This is a messenger RNA of Triticum aestivum (bread wheat), 1731 nucleotides long. RefSeq lists its product as uncharacterized. The coding region runs from base 65 to 1180 and encodes 371 amino acids. The transcript has 2 exons. Gene Ontology annotation, molecular function: protein binding. The record is from RefSeq and is a predicted model, not a curated record. Lineage: Eukaryota; Viridiplantae; Streptophyta; Magnoliopsida; Poales; Poaceae.
CCGACCUGAGCCGCCGGGCAGAGCCAGACGCCGCGACGCGCCUGCCGCCGCAGCCCCUAAACACAUGAGUGAGGAGGGCGAGAGGAUGGAGAUCGACGACCUCCUCUCCGAGAUCCUCCUCCGCCUCCCGCCGGAGCCAUCUUCCCUCCCGCGCGCUUCCCUCGUCUCCAAGCGCUGGCGCGGCCUGUCCCGCGACCCGGCCUUCCUCCGUCGCUUCCGCGCUCGGCACCGCUCCCACGCGCCCCUCCUCGGCGGCUUCUUCACCGACUACCCCACCCCCGCGCACCGCAACAACUUCGUUUCCUUCGUCCCGACGCUGGAUGCCCCCAACCGCGUCCGCUUCCCCUUCCCGGUCGCCGACUUCCCCUGCAUACUAUUCAGCUGUCGCCACGGCCUCGUGCUCGCCGCCUCGGAACACCGGCAAGGGUUCCUGGUUUGGGACCCCGUCACCGGCGACCAGCACCGCCUGGAAGAACCUCCGGGCCUCGACGCGAUGAACGGGGCCGUGCUUCGCACCGGAGAGGGCCAUUUCCGGGUCGUCUUGGUAGGCCACGACGAGCAUCACACGCAGGCGCUCGCCUGCGUUUACUCAUCGCAGACCCGUCAAUGGGGCGGUGUCAUCUCGGCACCGAUACCACCUGUUGUUUCUAUAGUGACGGAAAUUCCAGGUGUCCUGGUUGGGGAUUCCAUUUACUGGUUGUCUUCUAGGAAUCCGGAUCAUCCGACUCCCAUUCUUGAGUUCAAUUUGGGUACACUGAGCCUAGCCGCGAUACAGCUCCCGGUGAAUAUGUAUGGCCAGGGGAAUCACAGCCUCUGGGUUAUGAGGGCACAGGAUGAUGGGCUUGGAUUCCUCUUCCUGUGGGGCACCGACGCGCAACUAUGGAAGAGGACGAAGAAUGGCGGUGAUGAUGCUGCUAAUUCAUGGACGAUCGCAAAGACUAUUCAAAUGGACAAGCUACUGUCCUUGAACACAGAGGAGGAGAAAAGGAGCCUGUCGAUAGAAGGGCUUGUUGAAGACCGAAAUGUGGUGUUCUUCAGAACAGCUAUCGGUCACUUUAUGGUGCAUCUUGAGUCACUCUGGUCAUUGAGGUGCAAGGAACUUUCCGAAACCCACAUCAUACAUGUGUUUCAUCCAUUCUCAAGUGUCUACACAGCAGCAGAUAAUAGCACAUCUUCAUGAUGCAGUGAAAGAAGUAUCAGUCGAUCAGUUGAUGCUUAACGGAUUGCUAUGGUCGUGGAAGUUAGCCCUUCCAGAAUACUCCAGUCUGGUUCAUCACAUCAAGCUCCUCUCUUCCCCUACCAUGACCGGUCAGCAUCCCAUUUUCCACCUGUCAUGCCGACCACUUCUUCAAGUUGUUCCCGGGCGAGAUUGGCAUUGGAGCAAUUGGUGGGCUCCGGCCACCGGCCGUUGGUCGAUGCAACGUACUCCGGCUCGUUAGUUUACAUACUCCCUUAGGUAGUUGGAUACAUCGGCACAACACUACUUAGUGCCAUAGGGCAAACUAUAAUUAAAUUAACAUUUAUACUAAUUUUUUAUACUUAUUUUCAUUGAAUCAAAUCUUAUCAAUUAAUUAUUUUAAUAAAUUAGUUAAGAUAUAAUGAAAUUGCAAUGUUGUUAAUUUCAAUAAAAGUGUUACUUGUGAUAUAUACUUAUCCACUGUCUAUUGUUGGCAAAACAACAUGCACUUUUGAUGUAUCACCCAUUUAAAAGAUAUAGACACGAAACAGCCU